AAACACCACAAAGCCAACUCUCUUCGAAGACCCGGCAAGGAAAGCAAAGCCAUUGAUGAGGAGAGAACAGAUAGAAAGCAUGAUUUCUCUCUCUUCCCACCCACCUAGUCUCUCUCUUCUCAAGAAGCGUGAGAGACUGAGAAGUACUAUGAGGAAAAAGAGGAAAAUUUUUGGUGCGAGGCUGCUGUGGGCUGUUCCACGUGGCAUGAUCACAGGCCCGUCGUAUGAGCCCGGGGAAUCCGUAUCGUAUGCUUCUCUCUAAAAUAAAAACCCUCGUGUUUCUCUCUCUAUUUAUUAAUUUGUGUUCGGUGGCCCUUUUCUCUCUUUCUCGUAUCUCUCGUUUGUAUCUCUGCAGCUUUGCUUUCAAUCCAUACCCCCAAUCCUCCAUCUAUCCGUUCACCCACACAGUCUAAUUGGUUUGAUCCACAAAGACGGGUAGCUUUAUCUUCUUCUAUCAUACGGGUGCGGUUCACUGCAAAUGUUGGCUGCAAUUGUAAGGUGAAACAUUGAAGGAUGAAGGAUAAUAGUUCCAUAAGUAGUAAAAUGAUUAACAGAAACUGGGUAUUGAAGCGCAAACGGAAAAAGCUUCUGUGUGGACCAGCUCUUUCCAAUGGUAAAGAGGAGAAAUCAGUUGCCUUGGAAUCCCCCAAGAUUUCUUCUUCUGCCAAAUGCGGGGUGAACAACGAAGAAAGUUCUGAAUUAUCUUUGUCCAAGAAAAAAGGAAAUGAUGGAUAUUACUAUGAAUGCGUGGUCUGUGAUCGUGGUGGCAGCUUGUUGUGCUGUGAAAGCUGUCCUCAGACUUAUCACAUUCAGUGUCUUGACCCACCUCUUACGCGCAUUCCAACGGGGAAGUGGGAAUGCCCAAAGUGCUGUCAGAAAAGUGAGCCUUUGAAGGCCCAUUUGGAUUCCAUUUCAAAACGAGCAAGAACGAAGACAGCCCCAAAGAAAUCUAGAACUGUAAUUCAGUUAUCUGGCACGGAUAAAUCAUCCCAAUCUUUUGGGUGUUCUAGAAUUUCUAACAAAAGGUCUUCGAGCAAAGGCAAAUCUGUUUUAAAUGAUGGAGUGAAACCUUUAAAAAAGUUGGAGGAUAACUUUCAGAUAGAUGUAUCUUCGAGCACAAACCUGAGUCAUCCGUCAGUUGGUAUGUCAAUUGACGAAAGUUUGUUAUGUGUUAAUGCGGAUGAUGAAAAGAAGUCUGGUGUUACUCCACCAAAUUUAUCCUCUGAGAGGAAAUCAAGUUCUCCUGCUCCAGAAGAUCUGUCUCACCACAAACUUGUGGAUUCAGAGCCAAAUUACAAAAUUGAGGAGCAAAAUCUUGAUGGUUCUUGUGCUAAUGGAUAUCCCAGAAGCAAAAUCAUCCUUGCCAUAUGUGCCGCCACCAAUAAAGAUAAAAAAAGAAAAAAGGAAAUCGACAAGGAGUACUGUCACAAGAAGCAUAAGACUGACAAGGGAAAACAUCCUGCCAAAACUUCUAAAAAGCGUUUUGCCAAAGCCAAUAAUGCAAGUCCUGUAACUGGCAGUUCACACCAGAAAAGGAAAGCUGCUGAUCAUGAGUUUCCUGUAUAUUCGUCAAAGUAUCAUGUGGGAACCGAUGGUAUUGAUGCUCAGGGAAGAGAUGAGAAGCUUUUUAACAAAGAGACUGACCCGUUGGAUAGAGCUAAGGAUCAUCUAGAUAAAAGACUGAUAUUUGAAGAGAGUUUUGUCAGGGAGCUUCGGCAGGUUGAUCGGGUUUUGGGGUGUCGAGUUCGAGGUGGUAAUGAAGGCUCCAGAAUUCAUGUAGCUGUUGCUGUUGCAGAUGUCCGGCAUUCUAAUGGUUUGCUUAUUUCUGAAAGUCAAAAGAGUCUUACAGAGGAAGAUGUAGCUAGCAAUGUUGAUUUAGAUGUCGGAGUUGGUGAAAUCCUUACUAAGGGAUGCCACGAGGCUGUGAAUAAUUGUGAUAAAGAAGAAUGCAGAGAGAAUAAUAUCAGAGUGGAUAAAAUUCAUGUAUACAGAAGGUCAACGAGCAAAGAAUGUAAAGGAGGGAACGCCAAGGAUGUGGUGAGGAAUGACAGUAUCAAUUCAAGUUCUAUAGCUCCAAAUGGUGAAGAUAGAGAUGAGCUGACAUUAAGUAAAAAAGAUUCAGGGAGAACAAAUGAAAAAAUAACAGUGCAAAGUGUUGUUAGUUUGAGAAGUCAUGAUGCCAAUGAAGCUUCUAAAGUGUGCGAAACUUAUGACUUGGAUAGGAGUGGAGAUGUCAAAAAAGAUAUAGAGAUGAAAACGAAUAGCGACACUGAAAACAAAAUCCAGCAUUUGGCCAUGGCAGAAUCUGCUGGUGUAAAUGGAGAGACUGUAUUGUAUGAAUACUUGAUAAAGUGGGUUGGAAGGUCCCAUAUUCAUAAUAGUUGGAUUUCUGAAUCCCAACUGAAAGCCCUGGCAAAGAGAAAACUAGAAAAUUACAGGGCAAAGUAUGGAACAGCUGUGAUCAAUCUCUGUGAGGAGAGGUGGAAGCAACCUCAGCGGAUCAUUGCCCUUCGUGCAUCUAGAGAUUGUUCACAUGAAGCUUUUGUAAAAUGGACUGGUCUUCCUUAUGAUGAAUGCACUUGGGAAAAGUUAGAUGAACCUGUCAUUCAAAGUUCUUCUCACCUGGUUGAUUUGUUUGUUCAGUUUGAAAGCCAGACAUUGGAGAAAGAUGAUGCUAGGAAUGAUCCUUUGAUGAGGAAGGGUGGAAAUGAUAUUGUUACUCUUACAGAGCAACCUGAGGAACUAAAAGGAGGUUCAUUGUUUCCCCAUCAGCUUGAAGCACUGAAUUGGUUGCGCAAGUGUUGGCAUAGAUCCAAAAAUGUGAUACUUGCUGAUGAAAUGGGGCUUGGGAAAACAAUAUCUGCUUGUGCUUUCAUUUCAUCAUUGUAUUUUGAGUUUAAAGCAUCUCUCCCCUGUUUAGUAUUGGUUCCACUUUCCACAAUGCCAAACUGGCUGGCUGAGUUUUCUCUAUGGGCUCCCAAAUUAAAUGUCGUGGAGUAUCAUGGGUCUGCAAAAGCGAGAGCCAUGAUUCGCCAGUAUGAAUGGCAUGCUAGUGACCCAAAUGAUAUGAAUAAGAGAACGUUUUCCUAUAAAUUUAAUGUACUUUUGACUACUUAUGAAAUGGUUCUUGCCGAUUCCUCUCAUUUGCGUGGAGUUCCUUGGGAAGUUCUUGUGGUUGACGAGGGCCACCGCCUGAAGAAUUCAGAAAGCAAGUUGUUCAGUUUGCUUAAUUCAUUUUGUUUCCAACAUCGGGUUCUGUUGACUGGUACCCCGCUUCAGAAUAACAUAGGCGAGAUGUAUAACCUGCUUAAUUUCUUGCAGCCAGCUUCAUUCCCUUCCCUCUCUUCAUUUGUGGAGAAAUUUAAUGAUCUAACGACUGCAGAGAAGGUGGAGGAGUUGAAGAAACUUGUUGCUCCACAUAUGCUACGAAGGCUCAAAAAGGAUGCCAUGCAGAAUAUUCCCCCAAAGACAGAAAGGAUGGUUCCUGUUGAGUUGUCGUCUAUCCAAGCAGAAUACUACCGUGCAAUGCUAACAAAGAACUAUCAGAUAUUACGAAAUAUUGGGAAAGGGGUGGCACAACAGUCAAUGCUAAACAUUGUGAUGCAGUUAAGAAAGGUUUGCAAUCAUCCAUAUCUGAUACCAGGUACUGAGCCUGAUUCUGGAUCAGUGGAAUUUCUUCAUGAAAUGAGGAUAAAAGCUUCGGCUAAGUUGACUUUGUUGCAUUCCAUGCUUAAGGUGUUAUACAAGGAAGGUCAUAGAGUUCUUAUUUUUUCGCAGAUGACCAAGCUUCUUGAUAUCCUUGAGGAUUAUUUGAAUAUAGAAUUUGGGCCAAAAACAUAUGAGAGAGUGGAUGGCUCUGUAUCAGUGGCUGAUCGUCAGACAGCAAUUGCGCGUUUUAACCAAGAUAAAAGUCGAUUUGUCUUUUUGUUAUCGACACGCUCAUGUGGUCUUGGUAUUAAUUUGGCAACAGCUGACACUGUGAUCAUAUAUGAUUCUGAUUUUAACCCACAUGCCGAUAUCCAGGCUAUGAAUAGGGCACAUCGAAUUGGACAAUCAAAAAGGCUUCUGGUAUACAGGCUCGUAGUUCGUGCCAGUGUUGAAGAGCGCAUUUUGCAGCUUGCAAGGAAGAAACUGAUGCUUGAUCAGCUUUUCAUGAACAAGUCUGAAUCUCAGAAGGAAGUUGAAGAUAUAUUACGAUGGGGAACGGAAGAACUUUUCAGUGAUUCUUCAAGCAUGGGUGGGAAAGAUAAUGGUGAAAACAAUAGUAACAAAGAUGAGGCCAUAACUGAUAUAGAACUCAAGCAGAGAAAGAGGGGUGGAGGCCUUGGAGAUGUAUAUAAGGAUAAAUGUACUGAUGGAACCAACAAAACAGUUUGGGAUGAAAAUGCAAUUCUGAGAUUGCUUGACCGUUCAAACCUUCACUCAGGAUCAAAUGAUGGUGGUGAAGGGGAACUGGAGAAUGAUAUGCUUGGCUCUGUAAAGUCUUUGGAGUGGAAUGAUGAAACAACAGAAGAGCAAGGUGCUGCUGAAUCACCAACUGUUGUGGCUGAUGAUGUCUCUGCCCAAAAUUCUGAAAGGAAAGAGGAGAAUUUUGUUACUAUAAGUGAAGAAAAUGAAUGGGACAGACUUUUGCGAGUGAGAUGGGAGAGAUAUCAAAGCGAGGAGGAAGCAGCUCUUGGUCGAGGGAAGCGUCAGAGAAAAGCCGUUUCAUAUAGAGAAGUGUACGCUGCACACCCAAAUGAAACAUUGAGUGAGCCAAGUGGUCGUGAGGAGGAAAGAGAGCCAGAGCCUGCACGGGAAUAUACACCUGCCGGACGAGCACUGCAAGAAAAAUUCUCUAAGCUCCGUGCCAGACAAAAAGAACGCCUUGCUCGAAGGAAUACGAUUGACAACACUGGACCUGAAUCACUUUUUGAAUAUCCUUCCUCCAAUGGCAAAGAUGGGGAUCUAGCUGCUGAAUCUGUUGAACAGGAUAGGGAGAAAGCUUCAGGGAUUGACAUGGAGCGUGACAAAUCCAAGCAGCCGUUAGACACACUGAAUAUCAAAGACGAUUCAACCUUUAGGCUGGGAAAACUCUCAAAGAGCAAAAUGGGCAACCACUUGGAUCUUCCUGUUAAUUCUCUUGGUCACAUGUCUCCUGACAUUGUCCUCCCUAGUUACCAUCAUCAGGCCAGAGUCUAUGCACAUUCACUUCCUCCUAACAACUUGUUACCAGUACUUGGUCUAUGUGCUCCAAAUGCUCCACAGUUAGAGUCAUCUCAUAGAAACUUUUUACGAAUGAACGGCAGGCAGAACAGGCCAGCAACUGGACCCGAGUUCCCAUUCAGUCUAGCUCCUUGUGGUGGAUCUUCAUUUGAGCCAGAUGUGAAGAAGAAUGAUGCUGCACUAGACAAGCUAAAAUUGCAGGAUUCGUCGGCAGAAGUGUUGCAACGACUUAGAAGUAGCUUUACAGAUAGUUGGCACCCACAUUGUCCGUAUCCUCCAGCUAUUUCACAAGGAAAAGGGCCAGAUCGUUCGGAAAGUUCGAGUUCAAAAUUUGCUGAUUUUCAGGAAAAGAUGUCACUUCCAAACUUUCCUUUUGAUGAUACAUUGCUUCCCAGACUUCAGCUAGGAGGUAAAAGCAUGCCAAUUGCACCUCAUGACUUAUUGCCUGGCCUAUCAUUAGGCAGUAGACCUGAAGCUGCAAGUGAAACUAUACACGACAUUCCUAGAAUGCCGUUACUGCCGAACUUGAAAUUUCCUCCUCACGAUGCUCCCAGGUAUAAUCAGCCUGAGAGGGAAGUGCCGCCUCCAUUAGUUCUGGAUCAGAUGCAAAUGACUUUUCCAUCAUUUCCUGAAAAUCAUAGGAGGGUGCUGGAAAACAUACUGAUCAGGACAGGGACUGGAUCAAGCAACUUGCACAGGAAGAAAUCAAAACCAGAUGGCUGGUCUGAAGAUGAACUUGAUUUCCUCUGGGUUGGCGUUCGUAGACAUGGGCUGGGAAAUUGGGAUGCCAUGCUCAGAGACCCUAGGUUAAAAUUCUCGAAGUAUAAAACUUCAGAAGAUUUGGCAGCUCGGUGGGAGGAGGAACAACUAAAGAUCUUAGAAGGGCCAUCUCUUCCAAUACCAAGAUCGAUGAAGCCAACAAAAUCUACCAAAUCUUCCUUGUUUCCUAGCAUUCCUGAUGGAAUGAUGGCACGGGCAUUGCAAGGAAGUAAAUUUGUUCGACCACCUAAGCUUCAGCCUCCUUUGACAGACACAAAAUUGGGUUUUGGUGAUCUGUCUUCCAGAUUGCCACAUUUUGAGCAGUUCGAUCUGCAUGGUUCUCAAAAUGAGCAUUUUGGAGCUAUUCCAACUUGGAAUGCAGACAAAUUCCGGGCAACCUUUGCUGGAGAUUCUUCAGUUGCACCUUCUAAUGGACCAGGGACUUCUUCAAAUGUACCCGCUGAGAAGCCAUUUCUGCUUAAUUUUUUUGGAGCUGCCAACCUGGGCUCUCUAGGUUUGAAUAACUCUAGCUCUCCUGAUUUACUAAGAAAGGAGGAUGAGCUUGGUGCCAUGAAGUACCGUAAGUUGCCAAGUCUUUUGGAUAGAUCAUUGAAUACUUUGCAUGGUUCUCUCAAUAUUGCAGGAAAUGAUGAGUCCACCAGCUCGAGGCUGCUCUUUGACCCUAAUACAAGGUUGGAUCUUUCCCAUUUGAAAGGGAAGGAAAUAGUUGGAAGUAAUUCCAAGAACAAACUGCCCCAUUGGCUUCAGGAAGCCGUGAGUGCUCCUGCUAAACCACCAGAUGCAACGGUGCCACCCACAGUAUCAGCAAUUGCUCAAUCAGUUCGUAUAUUGUAUGGAGAAGAUAAGCAUACCAUACCGCCAUUUGUAAUACCAGGCCCUCCUCCUUGCCUACCAGAGGAUCCGAGACGGAUCCUAAGAAGGAAACGGAAGCGCAGGUCAAACAUUUUUGGGCUUGCCCCUCCAGAAGUGGUCCCAGGCGGUCAGAACUCUCAAACCCACGUACUUGGCACUGGGAAUACUUCAACCUCUAUCGCAUUGGUCCCACCUUUCCAUCUGCCUCCCCAAGCAGAGGCCGGAACUUCAGGGCUACCAGGCUUCAAAUCAGACCUAAAUUUACAUGUUCCGAGUUUAGAUGUCACCAAUCCAUCUUCGUCAUCAGGUUAUUUAAAUCUGCAGAAGAAAACAAGCAAAGGAUUGUCCCCCUCCCCUGAAGUGCUUCAACUGGUGGCAUCCUGUGUUGCCACUGGCCCUAGUUUGCCAUCUGUUUCUUGUGUCACUAGCUCAGAAUUCCUGGAGAGCAAUCUAUUAUUGCCAAAAUCUGUAGACCAAGUUGGAUUUUGUGACACACACAGUGCAUUGGAGAUAAAUGAGUAUAAUCAAAGCUUGCCUGUUGAUGAAGAGGGUCUGGGUCCAGAGGUUAGAGCAGACCAGCCUGAUCCCGGGGAUACAAGCAAGACUCAUUCUGAUCCACCCGAGACUGAAAAGCCUGACGUAGAGGACAUUUCAUCAGAGGGUACAGUCUCAGAUCAACCAGUAAGUGACCAUGAAACAUAGCUUUAGUAUAGAGUGAAAAAUGAGCGCUCUUAUUCUUUCGUACUACUGGAAUUCAGGUUUUCAGCGAUAUGGGCGAAGUUUUGUAGGCACAAGUCAGCGAGCGAUGAAUUAGCUUAUAUAUAAUCAUUAGGACAUAUUUUCUGUAAAGAAACUGUGAAAGAAAAUGAAAGUAUAUGAUGUUGUCUGUUUGUCAUUGCUUCGUACUUCCUAUUGGCUUUAAUCCUCGAAGCGCCUCCGUAUUUCGAAUGCUCAAUGAGACUCAUGGCUCGACAAUGAGUCUUACUUUCCUCGGGUUUGAUUAACCCAAGUGCAGGUGAUUCAUUCUCAGAAAUGGAGGUUGUGUGGUGUCUGUAAUUGUGGAGUUGCUGGUUUCAUUGUAGAAGUGAUGGUGACUUUGUGACAUGAACUAGUAUCAAAUGUAUUUUUUUGCUCAUUGAGACAACUUAAAGAGACACUGAUGAUGUCUUCUUGUAAUCUAUCUCAUUGUGAUACUUUACUGGGUUUUCUGGAUUCUGGAUGCAAGCGGUGAUUGAUUGAUCCCUGUCA
Messenger RNA from Tripterygium wilfordii, 8085 nucleotides. Its product is annotated as protein CHROMATIN REMODELING 4-like. Gene Ontology annotation, biological process: negative regulation of transcription by RNA polymerase II; chromatin remodeling. Gene Ontology annotation, cellular component: chromatin; nucleus. The transcript has 11 exons. Bases 514 to 7539 code for a protein of 2341 amino acids. Lineage: Eukaryota; Viridiplantae; Streptophyta; Magnoliopsida; Celastrales; Celastraceae. Gene Ontology annotation, molecular function: ATP binding; ATP hydrolysis activity; ATP-dependent chromatin remodeler activity. The record is from RefSeq and is a predicted model, not a curated record.